Molecule: messenger RNA, 7522 nt
Organism: Chiloscyllium plagiosum (whitespotted bambooshark)
Lineage: Eukaryota; Metazoa; Chordata; Chondrichthyes; Orectolobiformes; Hemiscylliidae
Product: kinesin-like protein KIF27
Biological process (GO): spindle elongation; microtubule-based movement; mitotic spindle organization
Cellular component (GO): microtubule associated complex
Molecular function (GO): ATP binding; microtubule motor activity; microtubule binding
Source: RefSeq, a predicted model, not a curated record
AUCCACUUUCACCUGCCGAGCGUGAAGGAGGCCGGCCAGCCGGCUGGCGGUUCUGCGCACGCGCAAUAACACCCCCUCUCCGGCUGCCAUCUUUGUAAGGUCCGAACCAGCCGGAAGUGAUGUUGCUAGGACACACUAAUAAACAGAGAGUAACUGCAAGUCGUUGGCUUCGCAACUGAUCGGACUUCUCCAUCCUCGAUAAAUAUGCAGGCACCGACUUAAAUCAAAAGAGCCGUGCCGGACGUUUGGAUGGAACAAUGGCAGCAGUAUGCACAUGAUCACCACCACAUUAAUUCCCUGAGGUGUAAAGACAUCAAUCAAAGGCCAUUUGUACUCACUGUGGAACUUGGACUAAAGAUGACUUUCAAAGAAGCUCAAAAAUAAAACAAUACGUUGUUGCAUCAAACAUUUUAAUCUUGCUAAAAUGGAAGAGAUUGCAGUCAAAGUAGCUGUACGGAUUCGACCUCUGCUUCCGAAAGAAAUCCUCCACAACCAUCAAGUUUGUGUUCGGGUUGUUCCCAACACACAGCAAGUUGUGAUUGGGAAAGAUCGUGCUUUUACAUUUGAUUUCGUAUUUGGACAAAAAUCAUCCCAAGAAGACGUAUAUUCUGCCUGUGUAAAACCUUUAGUGAUAUCUGUAAUUGAAGGUUAUAAUGCCACUGUCUUUGCUUAUGGACAAACAGGAUCUGGAAAAACAUAUACAAUUGGUGGAGGACAUAUAGCUUCAUUUUCUGAUGAGUUGAAAGGCAUUAUUCCACGUGCCAUUCAUGAGAUCUUCCAGAACAUCACUGAAAAUCACAAUGUAGACUUUAAUGUUAAAGUAUCCUAUAUUGAAGUGUAUAAAGAAGAGUUAAGGGACCUUUUGGAGUUACAGAGCACCAGCAAAGACAUUCAUAUCAGAGAAGAUGAAAAAGGAAACACAGUGAUUAUUGGGGCAAAGGAGUGUGAAAUUGAGACACCUGAUGAAAUGAUGAGUCUAUUGGAGGCUGGCAAUGCAGCUCGACACACAGGUACCACACAGAUGAAUGAACACUCCAGCCGGUCACAUGCCAUUUUCACAAUGUACCUCAAUCAAAAACGGCCUAAAAAUGAGCAGCAAUCAAAUACUGAUGAGGAACACAUUAUAAAAGAAUCAAUAAGGUCAUAUCAACUGAUUUCUUCCAAAUUUUGCUUUGUCGAUCUAGCUGGUUCUGAAAGGGUUACCAAAACAGGAAACACAGGUGAACGAUUUAAGGAAUCAAUUCAAAUAAACAGUGGUCUCCUGGCACUUGGCAAUGUGAUCAGUGCUCUUGGAGACCCAAAGAGAAAAAGUAUACACAUUCCAUACAGGGAUACUAAGAUAACACGUUUGUUGAAGGACUCUCUUGGAGGAAAUGCUAAAACUGUGAUGAUCGCAUGCAUUAGCCCCUCAUCAUCCAGUUUUGAUGAAUCUUUGAACACUCUGAAAUAUGCCAAUCGAGCCAAGGACAUAAGAAACAAACCUAUUGUAAAUUACGACCCAGACUGGGAUCGGAUAGAUGAAAUGGAAUUACAAAUCAAAACGCUCCGGGAAGCACUGCAGAAUCAACAGACAAGCCUUCUGACUCGUGCUAGUCAGGUUUCUCAGGACUUGUUUCAAGACAAAAAACGGAUCCAUUCUCUGGAAGAGCAGGUUGCCCAUCUACAAAUGGAAAGCUAUCACUAUAAACAUUGCAUUGAUGAAGCAUUACACUUCUUCUUGGAAUUUAGAGAUGCAAACAGUUUGAAAGAAAAUCAGUGGCAAAAGCUGAAGGAGUGGUUCAACAUGGUAGAGGAACUGCAAAACGAAUUACCUGACCUUUUUGGCACUGAUAGUGGAAUUGGAAAUGGAGGACAGGAUUCUCAUCACAUUACAAUAUUUCAACUGAAAAGAGAGCUGAAGAAAUGCCAGGAUGCCCUAGGCACAGAUGAGGAGUUAUUCAGUCUAAAAGCAUCUGAGCUGAAGGAUGCACUAGGGCAAAUACAUGCUUUGAAACAGGAAAAGGAACAAUAUUUGGCAGCUUUAACAGAAACCCAAGAAAGGUGUCGUAUUCAAAAUGACAAAAUAGUUGAACAACAACUUGUUAUGGAUCAACUCCAAGAAAAAUUACAGCUCCUUAAAACUGAAAAAGUUUCAAUUCAUUGCAAAAGUUCAAAGGAAGUACCUUUAGCUGUGACCACAGCAAGAAGACCCCACAGUGUACCAUUAUUGAAAGUCCAUCUUAAGUCUUUCAAUAUAAUUCAGUCUAGUCAAGCUACUCCCAAUACAGAUUCCAGAAAGGUGCACACAAGCCCCCCUUCUUAUGCUCUUGACAGAGUGGUGGCAAGUUUUCGAAUGCGCAGUCAGAUGUUAGUUGAUCACCUUGAAGAGCACGAUGAGGUUCUUCGUCAUAAAUUAGAUGAUGAUAGUGAUGGUGAGGAAGAAGAAAAGAAGAAAGAAAACAUAAACACGCAGCCUUCAAGGCACCGAAUAAAACAUACUUGGACUCAAAAACCAUCCCAUGUGGUUAACAACUCAAAGUUAUUCAAAAAAGGUUUCCGUAUGGACAAUCAAGAAAAGGGUGACAACAAAACAGAAUUGGACUCAGGGAAAGCUCCACAACAGAAUUCUUCCUCUGAGGCUGACCGUUUGCGACAGAGCCAAGUGUUAAACAUGAAGAAAUUGAAGACUGCAGACAAGGAUGUGGCGCAUUCCAAGCAGAAAAUAAGGGAACUUGCCAUCAAUAUUCGUAUGAAGGAAGAACUCAUUAAAGAAUUGGUUAAAACAGGUCAAGAUGCUCAAGCUGUAAACCGGCAGUAUUACCAAAAGAUCACUCAAUUAGAACAAGAAGCUGAGCAGGCCAAGACUGAGCUGUCAGAAGCUCAGAAACAAUUACAGGAACUGGAGAACAAGGAACUUCGGGAUGCUGCAGAGAAAACAAAGUUACAAAAAGAAUUCCGCAAGAAAAUGGAAACCGCCAAAGUUAAAAUGCAGAGCCUGCAGAGGAAACAACAGGAAACAAAAAAGUUGUUUUCUUUAUCAGCGCAGAGUGAGAAGCAUUUGAUCCAGUUGAGUCAGAAUGUGGAAAAUAUGAAACAACAGCAACAGCUGCUUCAGAAGAAACUGCAUGAAGAAAGCGAGAAAAAACGAAAACUGGAAAAUGAGAUUGAAAGAGAUCAGCAACUAAUUAAAGAGUUGGAAUUAAAACGAGAACAACAGCAGAAAAUUCUGAAAAAGAAAGCUGGAGAGAUUACCCAUCUGAAGAAAACAAAGUGCUCCCCUAUCAUCUCACAGGAACAGCAGAGGAUUGAUGAACAACGCAAAUGGUUGGAUGAGGAGGUGGAGAAAGUUCUGCAACAAAGACAAGCUCUAGCUGAGUUGGAAGAGGACUUGAGAAAAAGGGAAGUUAUUGUAGACAAAAAAGAAGCACUAUUACAGGAGAAAAACCAAUUGGAAAUGAAACGGUUACGCUCCAGUCAGGCUUUGAACAAAGAUAUUUUAAAUUUAUCCAUUCGCUUAAACACAAUAGAAAGGGAAUUAUCAGACAAAAGCACUCAACUUCAGAAUAGUACUGCAGAGGAAAGAAAAACCAUUUCAGAAGAGAUGCAAGUACUUCAAUGGGAAAGAGCUCAACUGCUGAAAAGAAGACACUGUCUGGAUGAGAAAUUAGAGCUUGGAAAUGUUCUGUCACCUGAGGAAGAGCGAAUACUCUUCCAAUUGGAGGAAGGCAUUGAAGCUCUGGAUGCUGCCAUAGAAUACAAAAAUGAAACAAUUAAUUGUCGUCAAGAUUCAUUGAGGGCCUCAGAUGGUAGCCUUACCCAAAAUGAGGCAAACGUAAUGUUUAGACUGGGUGCUUUAUCGGCUGCUGAGACAAGAGUCCUUCUAUGCAGAUACUUUAAUAAGGUCGUUAGCCUACGUGAGACUGAACGCAGUUUGCAGGUGCAAUGUGCAGAAAUGUCUGUGAAGGUAACUGAACAAGAGAAUGUAGUCCAUGAAUUAGAAUCUGCAGUGGAACGUUUAUCAAUGGAGAUAGACAGACGACUAACUAUGCAACAGAAGGAGCAUGAACAGAAGAUGCAGUUGGUCUUACAGUACUUUAAAGACAGAACUAGUGAUGGACUUGCAGAUGGCAUUAAGGCACAUGAAUCAAAAAUUCAACAAUUGGAGAAGGACCUGUAUUUCUACAAAAAAACAAGUAGAGAAUUAAAGAAAAAACUGAGGGAAUUGGUCGAAUCAUUAAACCAGAAUCAGCAUGUGGCAGCUUCAAAAAAUAAUGGAACUGGUAAUACAGUAUUAAGCCCAGGAGGAGGAGAAGUUCAUAUAAUGGAACAAAAAUGGGCUUCAAGAGCAUCCAAAAGUACUGGAGAAGGAAACAUCAGUUCUCCAGCCAUAUCUAGAACACACAAAAAUCAGAAAUUAUGGGAAGAAACUUCUGAAAUGGUACAUGUCUCCACAAAAAUGAUACCUGAGCAAGAGUAUUCAUUCAGUUCAGAAAUGACAGAUGAAGUACAGUCAUCAAAUGCCCUCACUUCAACUUUCAAGCCAUCUCAGAUAGUUGAGAAGACAUCACAGCCUCAUGUCAUUACUCCUGUAAGAUUAUCCCGCAAAGAGCUGCGACAGAUUACGGCAACACAAGUAUCCAUGAGACGUUCUAGUUACAGUCACAGUGUAAAUUCCAUCCCUACAGAUUCUAUUGAAAUAACCAGGAAAUCUAUGGACUUCAAUAAGUAGCAUAAAGUUUGCUUGUUAUGAAUCUUGAAAUGUUCUUAUACUGGAACCAUACAAGCUAAUUCCUGAUUGAGCUAGGGAAAUCUGACUUAAAGAUGUGGGUUUGCAAUAGAAAGUGGUAUUUUUCCAAGUGGAUUCUGCUGAAAAAGACGCAAAUUCCUACAGUACAUUCCUCCAGUUAACUGAACAGAAAUGAUCAGUUCUCCAAAAUGUAAAGACAAAAGGGAAAAACAAGCUAGAUUUGUAGUUUUGCUUCUAACAUUUUCAGAUUGAAUUAUCAGAAAACUGCAGUAUUUUUUAUAUAUAUAUAUAUAUGAAUUAUCUAUUAGAAUGCACAAACAAUCAAAUUGAUAUUAUCUGGAGAGAAAUUCAGAAAACACAGUUGGCGUAAAACAAUGGCAUAUGAAUGGUUACUUCCAAAACUAAACUUGACCAUUAAAAGACCACUUAUUUGUAUCUUAAUAACAAUGUCUGACCCUCACCUCAACACCUCAUCUCAUCUGCUACUGACACCUGUGUCUUUUGUUACCUCCAGACUUGAGUAUUCCAGUGCACUCUUGAUCAGCCUCAUAUUCUACCAUGCAUAAAGUUGAGGUCAUCCAAAAUGCAGAAGCCCACAUCGUAACUUGUGCCACAGCCUGGCCACUGAUCAUCCCAGUGUUUGCUGAUUUGUAUUAGUUAAGCAAUGUCUUGGUUUCUGGUGUUGAUUUUCAAAUUUCCCCCGGUGCACUUCCUUUUUCUGAAACACCCUCCAGCCUAUAACUCUUCGUAAUAUCUGCACUCCUGCAAGUUUGGACCUUUGAGCAUCCCAAUUUCAAAUCCUUCAUCUUUGAUGAGUGUACCUUCCACUCCCAGUGCCUUCAUUUCUGGAAUUCCCUCACUAAGCCUAUUCUCCUGUCUUCCCUGCUUAAAACUACUGUCUGGCUAGGAUUUGUUGGAAUCAAUGUCAAAUUUGUUUUAUAAUCCUGCUGUGAAAGGCAUGGAGUCAUUUUAGUCAAUUAAAGAUGCUAACUAAGUUGUUGUUUAUGUGGGGAAAUUGAAAUAAUAUAAUUUGUAUAAUAAAAGCACACCAAUGUAGCUUUUCAUAAUUUGAAGAAAAACAGAAUCUGAAACAGCUCGAUUCACUUUAAAAGUGCAGCACUUCAUUUGCACAACCAGCUUAGAUUAUGUUUAAAUAUGUGUGAAUAAUGAGUAGAUUAGUGGAUGGGUUAUUGCAUUUCACAAGUUCUGUUUGACGGUCACUCAGCAUCAUUUCUCAUUGUCUUGUGUUUUAAAAAUGCCAACGUUGAACUGAAUAUCCCAAGCAGCCUACUACUCAGAAUUAUGUCAUCUCCGCCAGGUUCAAUCUAAGAACCUUUACAUGCAUUAAUAAAUUAACAUGGCUUAAUUGAUAUAAUAUUUGCCUUCACUUUAGAGAUUUUAAAAAAUCUACACUGCUUGAGAUCUAUCCCAGUAGCAUAGAUUAUCCAUCCAUUCUUGAAACUUGCCAAUUUUAAUUUUAUGAAAUGGUCUGUACAAUGACUGUGCAAACAGAAUGCCAAUUUGUUGAUGAACAAAACAAACCUCUCACAGAUUGUGCACUCACAUUUCAUUCCAGAACUGCACAGUAUCAGUAUUGCAAUCUUUUAAAUGAAACAUUAAAAUGAAACCACAGAUGAUUGUUCAAAUAAAUGUUUUAAAGGUCCCAUGGCACCAUUGGAAAAUGAGACCAUGGAUGCUUCUGAUGUAUUGGCUAUUAUUCCUCCCUGUACGAUCAUCACGAAGAAUGACCUGACUUGGUCAUUUAUGUUGUUGAUGUUUUGUGGAAAUUAGUUUUUACAUUUGUCUCCCCAUUACAUGUCAAAAACAAUUUAUUUGUUUAACUAAUUCAUUUUCCUUUAACUAGUUCUUUGCCCCCAUUUUCAUUGUUGAACAAACUUGUAUUGUAGCCAUUGUAAGGUAUUUUGAAGGAAGGUAGCAGUGUAUUUUAAUUAGAUUCCAACUUGUAAGUUUAGAUUGGUAGUUUUGCUCAAUUGUUGAUAAUGGAAAAAAAUGAUACUUUGGUACACCAGUGGUGUUGAUUUGAGGUUAUGGCUGAGGCAUUUCAUUACGACUGAGCAGAAAGAGUUUUGCUCACCAUUAACCUGACUAUUGUUAUAUCUGGCCCCAGGAGUGUUUGAUGACAGCACUAAUCAACUCCCUCGAAUCAACAUUUCCCAUCUCGAGUACAGAACUUAUGCUACUUACCGUUGAAUUUUUCCACCUAAUUCUAAUGAGAAUUGUAAAUUAAGUACAGAUUUCACUUGGGGCAAAACACUUGUGUCAUCAAGUAUUCCUGAUCAGAUGAUAAUACUAUUAUUUUCCAGAUGUGCAGUUCAUUUUGUGUUGGCAUUCCAAAUGUAUUCCAUUUUUGUUCCGAUGGUGUCAUGGUCCAAAUGUUAUUCAGUAUUCUACACAUUGUGUUCUUUUUUGUACUUUAAUGAGGAUUUUUUGUAGUAUUUGAGUUUAAUGGAUUUUUUGUAGAAGCAUUUUAUAUGAUUGCACUUGUUAAUUUUAUUUAAAGAAAAUUUUAUAUUUAUGUAAAAAAAAUUCUCUUGCUGAAUUAAAUCAAUAUUUACAGUAAAUGCAGUCAGUACCAGGAUCCUUUAAAAAUAUUAGCAACUAUUACAGUUAAAAAUGAUUUUAAAUAAAAGGCAAUAAUACAAACAAUAAUAGUUAAUUAUAAAGAUUUGAUUUUCAAAUGUGAAUUGAUGAUGAAAUUCUUUCAAACAUUUUCAGAAUUUGGGCCAAUUUGUGCUGAGUUGUUACUGGCCAAAUAAAUUCCAAAUCAAAUCCAAA